AUGUCUGAAGAACUUUUACAACAUCACCAUGGUAUGAUGAGUAACGAAGUGACAAAUGAACAGCAAGAAGAGGUUUCCAUUAAUGACGAUCUUGUUAGUGAUGAACAACAGAUACAAAAUAAUGAAGAAGAAUACACUCCGAUCAACUAUAACAUGUUGUGCUACGACAUGAACGAGCCACACAUUGAUUCGUGCGCCUCACGUCAUGUCCACGACAAUUAUUCUUCCUCUUUCACACUACCAAUAGAUUGUAUCGAGCAUAUUUUAAGCUUUUUUAGGAUGAAAGAGAGACUUGCACUUUCUUUGGUUUCUUCAGAUUGGAAUAGAGCAUUUGAGAAGAGCAUUAAGCAGUUGAGUCUAUCUAAAAUGAAAUCUGAUUAUUGGCUCAAACAUCAAAAGUUGUUGAAAACAUUUGUCAUGCGAUUUCCGGAAAUACAAUUGAUGAACUUUGAAGCACCUGCUGAGGGUAUGCGAUCGGCUUCAAAAGCAGAUCUCACUUUGCGAUUUUCAAUGGAUUUGAUUCAAUUUUUGUUGAAAAUUCUUCCAUCAUCGUUAAAGAGCUUUUCUUUUUCACAUUUUGCUUGUGGAUUAUCAACCAAGAGCUUUGAGUUGAUAAUUCCAGAAGACAAGCAGUUACGAGAACUUGCCAUUAUUAAUUGCAAACACUGUGACAACUUGUCAAUCAAGGGAUGCAACAAUCUUACCCAAUUGAGUAUUUCAUGGGCCUCUUUCUUUCCUGCAAUCGAAUGGAAUGAAUUGAAAAAUCUGAGAGUGUUAAACUUGAGUCACAACAAGGCAGUGAAUGACGAGAUUGUAAACCAACUUGUGUCUAAUUGUCCAAACCUUGAAAAGCUCAUUCUUGUGGGAGCUAGCGCAAUACAAUCUCCAUUCAAAGAUGUCAGCAUAUCAGCGCUCAAAACAUUGGAUUUAUCAGCGACUAAUAUUGUUGAUUCGUGCAUUGAACACAUAUGCUCUGGUAGCGCAUUGAUUUUAGUGGAACUUAAAGUUAGAACAUGCAUGCAUCUUGUAAAUCCAGUAUUCAAGGAACUUCCCUCUGUUGUGAGCAUUCUCUGUAAUUUUAAUUCAAAUAUUCAAACAUCAAGUUUCCACAAGUUACCCAGCCUUGAAAAAUUAGAUCUCGAUGGAAAUACAAGCUUGAAGGAAAUCUGGUUGUAUCAAUGUAAAAACAUCACCUAUUUGGAUAUUUCAAAAACACUUGUAGAUGAUAAGGCUCUAGCUGAAGUGCUGGAAGAGUCUCCAGAACUGCGUGAGCUCUAUGUCAUCAAAUGUUACAAACUCAAGAGCCCACACAUUGUUCACGAUAAGCUUGAGAUCUUGAAAUUAACUAAUAGCAAUAAUUUGACCAAGCAUACAGUGAUCGACUGUCCUUCAUUGAGUGUCCAAAAUGUUGUUGGUACGCCGCUAGAAGAAGGAUUUUUCAUCAAAUUCCCUCAUCGUGAAGACAUUAGAGAGACGGUCGAAUUGACAAAGGUUGGAAAAGUGAAACACCAACUCACAAUAUUAACCAACAAGAAAUAA
This is a messenger RNA of Naegleria fowleri, 1539 nucleotides long. RefSeq lists its product as uncharacterized. Gene Ontology annotation, cellular component: SCF ubiquitin ligase complex. The transcript has a single exon. Gene Ontology annotation, biological process: SCF-dependent proteasomal ubiquitin-dependent protein catabolic process. The coding region runs from base 1 to 1539 and encodes 512 amino acids. Gene Ontology annotation, molecular function: protein binding. The record is from RefSeq and is a predicted model, not a curated record. NCBI's taxonomy places the organism in Eukaryota, Heterolobosea, Eutetramitea, Acrasida, Naegleriidae.